Messenger RNA from Ooceraea biroi (clonal raider ant), 2189 nucleotides. RefSeq names its product TBC1 domain family member 15/17 (gene Tbc1d15-17). Gene Ontology annotation, molecular function: GTPase activator activity. Lineage: Eukaryota; Metazoa; Arthropoda; Insecta; Hymenoptera; Formicidae. The record is from RefSeq and is a predicted model, not a curated record. Gene Ontology annotation, biological process: activation of GTPase activity.
CACUUCGUUUUAGCCAACAGAAAAUCGGGAGGGUUACGCUACUGCGGUCACGAUGUGGGAUAGUUGCGAUGAGAGCGAGUGUAGUAAGCUGACUUCGACGAAGACGACAAUCGAUUGCACAAAGCCCGAGAUGUUCGAGCCCACCGAGCAGGGAAAGGAUCUCUGCAUCCAUACAGGUGUUGUGCUUCGUGGGGCAAACGCUAGGGAAGACGAGGUCCAUAGUUCAGGCACACUUAAUAUCGUGGAAUAUAGUUUCGGCAAGUGCAUAGAAUGGAAGCCUGUGGAAGAUUCAGUGGUGUCAGAGUGCCAAGAUCAGGAUCCGGAAUGGUCCUUAGUGGACACGCAUACGAGGAGAACGCGCACAUCUUCGGAGGGCCCGGACUCCCUCGGACGUACAAGAACCGUUAAGAUACUGUUCUCUGACUUGAAGUCAUUUCGAGUGAAUCACGGUGGACAGCAGCUCAUAUUCAUGCAGAGGGAUGGUACCACCUACGUUGCCUUCUUUCAGCUGUGUAAUGCUGAAAGUUUUGUUAACUCGCUGAAAGGAUUUAUUAAAUUCGUGAAAUCGCGCUCCGACAAGAACCUGUAUCUUGUGCAGGACGAGGUCGAGACUGUAUUAAAAAAGUCCUUCGCCGAAUUGGACCUGUUCCAGGAGAACACUUCCGAUUACGUGUGGAAAUUCGUGAAAAACCUACACAAUCGUCCUUACGAGACAACGAUGGAGGCGUUCAGCAAACUCGCGGACAUCUGGUUGUACAAAGAACCGGUAAAGCGACCCGUUGAAGAAGCAGUUGCCGACUUGUUGAAUCAGUCGUUCACACUGGAGCAUCAUCCGCGUAUAUCUGUAACCGUAGGAUCCGUAGGCUCUACCGAGGAGUACGAAGUGAUCGGAGUCGGAGUGGAGCUACCUGUGCGACCACCCUGUCCACGUGGUGCGCCACUGACGGAGGACCAAUGGGAGAAGUGCAAAGACUCGGAAGGAAGGAUUACCGAUCCGGAGGCCGUCAAAGAGAUCAUCUUUCGCGGUGGCAUCUGUCCAUCUAUGCGUAUCGAAGUAUGGAAGUUCUUGUUAAAUUAUUAUCCAUGGAACUCGACGCAUAACGAGAGACUAGAAUUAAGGAGGAAAAAGACUGACGAAUACUUCACGAUGAAGUUGCAGUGGCGUACCUUGACGCCCGCGCAGGAAAGCCGAUUUUCUGACUACCGAGAACGAAAAAGUUUGAUAGAGAAAGACGUCAAUAGGACAGACAGGACACAUCCUUAUUACACGGGAGAUAAUAAUCCGCACUUGGAACAAUUGUACGACAUACUCAUGACAUACGUGAUGUAUAAUUUUGACUUAGGAUACGUUCAGGGUAUGAGCGAUCUUCUUAGUCCCAUCUUGUUUCUAAUGGACAACGAGGUCGAUGCGUUUUGGUGUUUCGUCGGAUUCAUGAACAGAGUCGGCACUAACUUCGAGAUGGAUCAGAAGGGCAUGAAGACACAGUUAUGUCAAUUAUAUACCUUGCUGUGCACGACGGAGCCGCAGCUGGCGUACUACUUGAACAGACACGAUUCCGGCAACAUGUUCUUCUGCUUCCGAUGGCUGUUGGUGCUCUUCAAGCGGGAAUUCAGCGCGAUCGAUAUAUUGAAACUGUGGGAGAUCCUGUGGACGGAUCUGCCCUGCAAGAACUUCCACAUGCUGGUGUGUGCAGCUAUAUUAGACACGGAGAAGAAUAUUUUAAUAGAAAAUAAUUAUGGGUUUACGGAGAUUCUGAAGCACAUAAACGAUUUGUCGCUUCACAUCGAGUUACCUUGGACAGUUGCUAAAGCGGAGGGUAUUUACUAUCAGCUUAUGUCGGUGGCGGAUCAGAUUCCCGACGAGAUCCGUGUGAUGAUCGGGCUGGAACCGUUGCACAGGGCGACGUCGAUGAACGGAAGCGAUGACGAGGCGUCCGGUAAUAACACGCGAGUUAAGGAAGCUAGUAGCAAUUCGAGGAGAAAUAGUUCGAGCAGCGCCAAUGUCACGUUCGGGGAGAAUGAAGUAACGUUUGAACAUGGGUGGAAGCAAGAUAAAGAUGACAGCUCCAGACCUUGAUAAGUGUUAUACAUGCAUCACUCUCACCUAAGUUAAAGCGUCUUUUUUAGAUUUGUAUAAAGUCUCACAACAGUGCUGUAUAUUUCUAAUAAAAAUCACCUAUUUAAUCUUU